Molecule: messenger RNA, 372 nt
Organism: Aureobasidium vineae
Lineage: Eukaryota; Fungi; Ascomycota; Dothideomycetes; Dothideales; Saccotheciaceae
Source: the annotation of a GenBank genome assembly
AUGUUCUGGACUCUGGGCUCUAUCUACGGUGCUACCGCUGUCGCCUUUGGUGCUUUCGGUGCACACGGUCUGAAGAAGAAGAUCUCGGAUCCAUCCAAGAUCGCCGCUUGGAACACUGCUGCUCAUUAUCAACUUGUACACUCUGGCAUGAUUCUUCUGACUGCUGCCGUUGCCCCCAAGAACAAGGUCGCUGCCGGCCUCUUCGCCGCAGGCAUCACAUGCUUUAGCGGAUCCAUCUACCUACUCACUCUUGAUCCUCAAAGGUUCAAGGCUUUGGGUCCUGUCACUCCGAUUGGAGGCCUUUUCCUCAUAGGUGGUUGGGCUGCUCUGGCAAUCGGAUCGCGCGGUAAAUUCUUACCCAAGACCGUAUAG